AUGGCUCCCGAGAAGCACACAGCUGCAACAUCCGGCCCCGCGGUCGGGCCUAUGACAACCGGAGCGGGCGCCGAUAUCGAAGGCACAGCACCGACCGAUGGCCACUCACCACACCGCGCAGGCGACGACGAUGCCCUCGCCAUGGUCGGCACGCACACACAACAAUACGACCCUGCCGUCGCUGCUCGCGCAGUGCGCAAAAUCGACUGGUUUCUCAUCCCCGCCAUGAUCUUUGGCUAUGGAUUAGUUUAUUACGACAAGGCAAUUCUAGGUUCAGCAGUCCUCUUUGGGAUGACCAAGGACCUGCAACUUUCCGUCCCGACUCCCGGGGGUGGCGUCGACACCUCACGGCUCUCCUGGGCCACCUCUCUCUUCUACUUUGGCAUGCUCGCAGGCCUGUACCCGAUGACUUACGCCCUUCAACGCUUCGACAUCGGCCGCAUACUCGGAGGCGUGGUCAUCUUUUGGGCGGGCAUUUGCAUGCUCACAGCUGCCGUGACGUCUCACCAGGGCCUGUACGCGCAACGCUUCUUCCUGGGGUUUGUCGAGAGCAUCAUCCCCACCGGCUUCAUGUGCAUCAUCUCCGGAUACUACACCCAGCUCGAACAGUCCCUCCGCCAGAGUUGGUGGUUCAGUUCCACCGGACUCUUCACCAUCAUUGGCGGCGCGCUGAACUACGCUUUCGCGCAAAUCCAUUCCGGCGCUCUCAAACCAUGGCAAUACAUCUAUCUGUUGGCGGGCUGCCUGACGUUCCUCUUUGGCUGUUUCUGCUUCGUCAUGCCCAACUCGCCCGUCUCCGCCUGGUUCCUCACUCCCGACGAACGCUUUGCCGCCGUCGAGCGUCUACGAUACGGCCAAACCGGCGUCCGCUGCACCAAGUUUAAAACGUCACAGCUCCGCGAGGCAAUCCUCGACGUCAAGGUCUGGCUUAUCGCGCUGAUGAUGGCGUCGGCAUACACCAUGAACGGCGCUGUCUCCGGUUUUGGGCCAUUGAUCGUAUCGACUUUUGGAUGGACGUCUCUCGAGUCGAUUCUGUUUCAGUUCCCACUCGGUGGAAUCUGUUUCAUCGUUAUUCUUCUCACGGGCUAUCUCGGUUCUCGAUUCUCCAACAUCCGGAUUCUCAUGUUGGUCAUCUGCUGCCUCCCAGUCAUUGCAGGUUGCGCGUUGAUUUGGCGUUCCGCCUGGACGUACCACGCCGCUGCUCCUGUGGUAGGUUACUCUAUAACCGGCUUUUUCGGUGGCGUCGUGAGCCUGAUUAUUACCUUGGGCAUGUCCAACGUUGCGGGCCACACGAAGAAGAGCUUCAUGGCGGCCACGAUCUUCGUGGCCUACUGCGUCGGCAACAUUGUUGGGCCUCAGCUCGUCAAGUCCCAGAGCAAGGCUCAGCACUAUCCCGAGCUCUGGUUGGGCCUGAUUAUCUGCUAUGUCAUCUGCAUACUUGCUGCUGGUGCCCUGUACUACGUCCUCUGGCGUGAGAACAAGCGUCGCGGGGCGUUGCCUGUUGACGAAGCAGAGCGGGCCAAGUUUGCUUUCCAGGACUUGACGGACAAGGAGAAUCCAUACUUCCGCUACGUUUAUUAA
Molecule: messenger RNA, 1581 nt
Organism: Colletotrichum truncatum
Lineage: Eukaryota; Fungi; Ascomycota; Sordariomycetes; Glomerellales; Glomerellaceae
Product: allantoate transport protein
Biological process (GO): transmembrane transport
Cellular component (GO): membrane
Molecular function (GO): transmembrane transporter activity
Source: RefSeq, a predicted model, not a curated record